This is a messenger RNA of Arachis duranensis, 1194 nucleotides long. RefSeq lists its product as uncharacterized. Gene Ontology annotation, biological process: proteolysis. Gene Ontology annotation, molecular function: aspartic-type endopeptidase activity. NCBI's taxonomy places the organism in Eukaryota, Viridiplantae, Streptophyta, Magnoliopsida, Fabales, Fabaceae. Bases 1 to 1194 code for a protein of 397 amino acids. The record is from RefSeq and is a predicted model, not a curated record. The transcript has a single exon.
AUGCAUGAGAUCCAGACGGUAGCCAAAGAGUAUAUAAACGACGAGGAAGUCAGCCGAGUUGUGGCCGCCAACAAACGGCAGCCCAGCUACAAUCAAACCCGACAACAGGGCAACGGGGAAAGGCCAAAGGGACAAACCAGGGAAGACGCACCAAACAAGGCACCAAGAACAUUCCCCCGAGUCGGGAAAUUCACCAACUACACUCCACUCACUCUUCCCAUCGUGGAAGUUUACCAACAAAUAGCCGAGAAAGGAAUCCUGCCGAAACCCCGACCACUCAAGGACCGCACUGGAGGGAAUAAAAAUCUCUAUUGUGAUUACCACAAAGGCUACGGCCACCUAACGCAGGAUUGUUUUGACCUAAAAGAUGCGCUGGAGCAAGCGAUAAGGGAAGGAAAACUAGCAGCGUUCUCCCACCUAAUCAGGGAGCCAAGGAGGCGCUACCGCGACCAAGACGAAGAAGGCAAAACCCGUUCGACAAAGUGGCGACAAGAGCCAGAAGGCGGAGAACACGGCCUCACUGUGAUAAACGUAGUGACGGCAAAAAACGCCGCACCAAGAUCCAGAUCCGCACACAAGAAGGACGCAAAGAUAUUGUCGAUAUCCUCCUCGUCGACGCGAAACUCUAAGAAGCCUCCAUUCAUUUCUUUCGGCCCAGAAGACCAAUGGUUCGACGAUGCCCCGGAAAAUCCACCCGUGGUCAUAACGGCCCGGGUGGGGACCGGUCUCGUCAAACGCAUCCUUGUUGACACGGGAGCAGACUCGAACAUCAUGUUCCGCAACGUGUUCGACGCACUAGGAUUAAGGGAUGCCGAUCUGACGACUCACCAACACGGCGUCAUUGGAUUGGGCGACCACUUCUUCAAACCAGACGGAAUAAUAUCCCUGCCAAUCUCAGUAGGACAAUCCCAGGGCAGGAGAUCGGCGAUGGCCGAGUUCGUGAUCCUCCGAGACUCCACCGCCUAUAAUAUCAUUCUGGGAAGAAAGACGAUCAAUGAUUUCGAGGCUAUAAUCAACACAAAGCUGCUAGUCAUGAAAUUCGUUACCGAUGACGGAUCCAUAGGGUCCAUAAGGGGAGACCUUGAGACGGCGGUCGCUUGUGACAAUGCCAGCCUCUCCCUAAGAAAGAAGUCCAAGGAGGCGUCCGGUGUGUUCCUAGCCGACCUAGAUGCCAGAGUAGACGACAAACCCUGA